Leptinotarsa decemlineata (Colorado potato beetle) is the source of this 1477-nucleotide messenger RNA. RefSeq lists its product as uncharacterized. Gene Ontology annotation, biological process: intracellular signal transduction; cGMP biosynthetic process; receptor guanylyl cyclase signaling pathway. The record is from RefSeq and is a predicted model, not a curated record. NCBI's taxonomy places the organism in Eukaryota, Metazoa, Arthropoda, Insecta, Coleoptera, Chrysomelidae. Gene Ontology annotation, molecular function: peptide receptor activity; adenylate cyclase activity; guanylate cyclase activity. Gene Ontology annotation, cellular component: plasma membrane.
AUGUCCUCUUCGAAGUCAAAACAGACUCCAAACAAUGUUUGUGACGGCGAUGAUACGUCUUUGCGAUCCGUCAGUUCUGAGGACGUUUCCCAAGCUCCAAAAGGUUACUGCUGUGCCAAAUCCUUCAAUCCUGCUGAUGGAAGGGGUCGAAAGAUCCAUCUGAUGCAGAUGCUCAUCCUUCCUUUCAUUCCUAUCAUGGCUCUCAUAAUUCAGACUUCGGUUCUGUUGGAUAAUAUAUUGACCACUAGGAGUGAAGUUAUGGAAAUCGAGAAUCAGGUGACAUUCGCUACAGAGUUAGGAAAAGUUGUAACCAGAAUGCAGUUGGAGAGAUCAGAAGUAGCAUUCAAUGUUUUUACAAGCGUCUCCUCAAAAAGGAUAGAUUUGGAUACACGAUUCGGACUCACCGAUGAAGCAAUCAAGAAUAUGAGUAGUUGGCCACCAAUACACUUGCAGGACAACGAAAAAUACUACCCAGAUAGGGACAGUUUUCAAAACAGUCUGAAAACAUUUCGGCAAUAUAUUAUGAAAUCUGAAGAGGGAUCAGUAGGAGAGGUUUUGAUAUGGUAUACGUCUGUGAACGCCGCAUUAUUGGAACAUCUCACUAACCAAAUCAAGGAAAACGAUAACAGUGGUGUAUGGAGAUACCUGUUGGCCUUCAAAAAUCUCCUGAAAAGCAUCGAGAGUAUAGGAAUAGCAAGUGUCUAUGGAGUGAACUAUUUUGGAAAAGGACAUCUACGCCACCAGAACUAUAAAAAUUUCAUUAUGCAAGAUGCGCUUGGAAAAGAUCUACUAAAUACUUCAUUGAAUUAUGUGUCUCUGAUAAAAGAAGAAUAUCGAAUGUUAGCCAGUACCAUGCCGAAUUAUGGUAAUAUUAAAGCUAAAAAUGAAAUCAUUCUUGCCAAUAAUAACAGAACACCAAGUGAUGCUGAUGCUCGUGAAUAUUUUGACUUGAUGGCCAAUUAUAUCGACGAACUGAGGAGGAUUCAAAGAUCCCUGAGAUUUAUAAUACAAGAUUACGUCGAUGAAAAUCUUCGUGACUCUGCUAGAAGUGAAGCAAUCGGCAUAGCAAUUCUCGUUCUGGUAUUAUCAUUAUCUCCAGUGAUAAUUUGGCUAGUAAGGAACGCCGUCGCCACUAUACAGUUAUAUGCUGCUAAUUUAGCCAAAAAGGCUAAGGAAUUGAAGAGGGAGAAAAGGAAGAGUGACUUGUUGCUCUUCCAAAUGUUGCCACCAAGCGUGGCAACACAGUUGAAGCAAACUAGGCAGGUACCCGCUGAAUAUUAUGCAUCAGUCACUGUUUACUUCAGUGAUAUUGUUGGAUUUACUGAAAUUGCAGCAGUCAGUACUCCUCUAGAAGUAGUUACGUUCCUGAACAAAAUAUACAAACAAUUUGAUGCGAGGAUAGAGUGCUAUGAUGUCUACAAGGUUGAGACAAUUGGAGAUUCAUAUAUGGUUGCUUCAGGACUACCAGUGAAAAAUG